This is a messenger RNA of Salvelinus namaycush (lake trout), 3427 nucleotides long. Its product is annotated as low-density lipoprotein receptor-related protein 11-like. The record is from RefSeq and is a predicted model, not a curated record. The transcript is spliced from 9 exons. NCBI's taxonomy places the organism in Eukaryota, Metazoa, Chordata, Actinopteri, Salmoniformes, Salmonidae. Bases 230 to 2008 code for a protein of 592 amino acids. Gene Ontology annotation, molecular function: protein binding; serine-type endopeptidase inhibitor activity.
CCUCCAAUCACUGUGGCUGGAUGUGGAUGUUGGGCGCUACCUCCAAGCAGUGCCAUCAUGAUACCGACAAAAGACCUUUAGCAUCGCAAAAAGAAGCAAGCAAAAGUGUUCACCGGCGACUCGAGAUUAUUGGAUAUGAGACAAUAUUUGUAUUUAUAUUUUGCGUUAUAGGUUUCUGGUGUUGAAAUAAAGAAGGGCCUCCUCAUGCGUCAGAAAAUACCCGGGAAGGAUGCCGUCUAACUGCGUAAACAUAAUGGCUUUGGCUCAGCAUCGACUUAUUGCGUGUAUGCUGCUGUUCUGUAUGAUGACUAGCAUUCACACCCGGUCCUCUAAAAUAUCGGACUUGAAAUCUAAAAUAUCAGGGGUGGAAGAGCUCUUAGGAGAAUUCCGCAAGCAGCUCCAACAGGACCAGACGUAUAGCAGGGAGGAAGAGGAGGUGGUUGACGUCUGCCUGGGUGACUUCAACGCCGUAGAGGAGCACAUCAUCCGAGCGAGGGCCUCCAUAGAGCAGGGGGCCACCUUUCUCUCGGCUCCUGACCAGGUGUACAGUUGGAAAGACUGUCUCCAUGCCUGCUGCGCAGACCCCCACUGCACGGUGGCGGUGGUCCAGGAGGACCUGAGACAGUCGGACGACGGCCUCAGCUGCUAUUUGCUCAACUGCAGUUAUAGAAAUAAAAACGUCUGUUCGUUCGCAGCACAGGCAGGGUUCAGCACCUACAGCCGGGCUCACAAUACAACAGGACACCUCACCUCUUCCAGUGGCAAUGUAGAUGGGAACAAAAUCAGGAGACCUGAGGAUAAACCUAGUGUUGAAGAUGGCAUGCCAGACAUGGACGAACCGCCCCGGAGUGAUGCCGGCCAGGAUGUGGUCAUCCAGCUGCCCACUGACUGGGCCGUAGUGGACGGACGGGACAGUGUGGACGACCACGGAGUAACUCGUUAUGAAUGGGCUCUGGUGAAGGGCGACCAAGACAUCAACAUGAAGGUGACCCAUCCAGGGUUACUGAAGAUCAGUGGUCUACAGGAGGGUGUCUAUACCUUCCAGAUGACUGUCACCGACACCGCGGGACAGAAGAGCACCGACAAUGUCACUGUGACUGUGCUGGCUCCAGAACGCCAAGCUGAAGUAUGUACAGGUAGCUGCUCCCGCUACCAGUUCAUGUGUGACGACGGCUGCUGUAUUGACAUCACCUACGCCUGCGAUGGGAAGCAGCAGUGUCCAGACCGCUCAGACGAGGAUUUCUGCCAGAGCUUUGAUGGGAACAGGAAGUCGGUGACCCACCCUGCAGGUGCCAGCCCACACAGGCCUGUGGCUCAGCCAGAGGAGACUGAGGACCACUCCAUGGCCCAGGGUGUGCCCAAGAAGACCAUGGAGGAGGCCAGACCACCUCCACCACAAGCUCCACAAGAACCUCAGACCCAACAGUCUCGUGAGAGGAGCAAAGCAGUGCCCCCAGUCCUGCCACAGCCAAGUCACAGUGAACAGGAGAGCCCUGUCAGUCAAGAGCCCUGUGCAGCUCCCCCUGCUGUGGGGCCAUGUAAAGGCAUCUUCCCACGCUGGUUCUAUGACCCUGUAGCUGAAGAGUGCAAGCACUUCAUCUAUGGAGGCUGCAAGGGCAACCAUAACAACUUCCUGCAGCAGACAGACUGUGUCAAUGAAUGUAUAGAAAAAACAGGUACUGCUAUCAAGCAAAUGACCGUGGCACCUCCCCCCACCACCAAACACACAGAGUCAGUAGAGACCCCUAAAGUGACCAUGAAGUGGCCAGAGACCAAACUACUAGCAGAGAGUGACAUGUUCCCAAUAUCCAAACCACACUCAGUAGUCGGAGGACACCCAGUGCCUGAAUCAGGUGCGAUCCUGCCAUUGGUUCUGGGCCUGAUCAUCACGGCUCUGUUGCUGCUCAUGAUUGGCUGUCGUCUGCGGUUGGUCCACCACAAGCUGAAGAAGGCUCGCCCCCUCACCACAGAGGAGUCUGAUUAUCUCAUCAACGGCAUGUAUCUGUAGCAGCAUAGCAGGCACAUGCACAGAUAGGGCUCUACCUGUGCAGAGCACAUGCCCCUUUGCCCUUCCAGUCGCUAAAGUGCCCUUUUGUAAACAAACAUUUAUUUUUUGUUGUUGAUAUACAUAGUUUUUGUUGCAGUUGUUCUGAACCCACUGCCCGCAAGUCAUCUUCAAAUUCGCAUUAAAUAUGUGUCAUUGAAUUAGCCAUUAAGAUAUGGACAUCUAUUGCUUCUAUGUAACUAAAUAAUCAAAGUCAUAAUUGCUCAAUGAAUCUGUGACCACGGUGGCAGAAUCUUAUUUUUUGGGUGCUCUUUUUUUAGUUUGAGCAUCUGCCUCUCAAAAAGCCUGUGCAUGGCACUUCUAUUUAUUUUGGAUGCACCCUCUGCACUAAAAGCCCCUCAGGCAGAAACACCAAAACUGUCAGUCAACUUGUUAGCCAGGAGGACUCUUCAUGAUAACAGCCUAUCAAACGUUCUAUAUCAUGACUGUGUACACCUGUAGGUGCACUUGAUAUAUCUAACUCACCGUGCUAGGUAGGCAGAGAUCACUCUUUAAAAUUGUCCCAUUGGAAUGGUCCCAGAAGUGCAAGCUCUACCCACCCAGCACUCCAGGGUCAUGGUUGAGCUAAAUCGAACCCACCUUUUAACAGGGAAGAAAUGUUUGCCACUUUUGUAUACUCGCUUGGUGUGAAAACUGAUGCUCGUCUGCUCUUUCACCCUCUUUUCCUUAAUAGUACAACAUUUUCAUUUCAUGGAUGUAUAUUUUCAUUGGAGAUAUAGUACUUUAUCCCUUACGUAAUACUUCUGCCACUGAGUGGCACUGUUGUGCCAUGAUGCUGUAUAUCUAUUAGGCUUGGCCUCGAGUUUUAUUUUGUACCAGACUCAUUUUAAAUAUGGGGGUAGCAAACUACGUAACGCAUUGUAAAUUCCAAAACUACAAUCAUUACUGAACAUUUUUAUUUUGUUAUAACAGCAAGUAAUUCCAGAAACACCCAUAUCAAGCCAUAAAGCAGUCUAGGCUGUCUGAUAUUGCAAUGUGGUAGGUUGCUUUUCUGUAUCGUCUAGCUAUGUAGUUUUAAAAUGUUGAUGUAGCUCAAAUGUCUGUAUGCAUACAGUUUGUGUGAAAUAGUAAAGUUAACUCUUGAUCAAUAUAUAUUUUGUAACUCUGUGAUAAAGUGUUCAGAGUAUUUUGAGUGGUAAUGCAAUCAGAAUAUACAACGUGGAUUCUUCCUGCUCUAGGUUUUUAGAGUGGUAAGGAUAAAUGGCAGUAGGUGCUGUCUUCAACGGCAUAUACAGCUUGUAACAAUAAACACUCCACAGCACAGAGGGACAAAAACAUAAGCAUCUCUUUAUUUUCAUUUUUGCCAUUCCAGAAAUUGUGAAAGCCAUGUACCAUCCAAAAUAAAUGUGCUUUUUAAUUCCA